Molecule: messenger RNA, 875 nt
Organism: Amphimedon queenslandica
Lineage: Eukaryota; Metazoa; Porifera; Demospongiae; Haplosclerida; Niphatidae
Product: probable thiopurine S-methyltransferase
Exons: 5
Coding region: 46-861 (271 amino acids)
Molecular function (GO): thiopurine S-methyltransferase activity
Source: RefSeq, a predicted model, not a curated record
UAGUAUUGUAUUUGGUGAAGGCCAAGCCCACUUUUUAAGGAGGAUAUGAAGUUGAUUCCAUUAUUGCAGUGUAUUAUAAGACAAAAGGUUCAUUCUUCUGUCUUAAGUCCUUUGGGAGUACCAAGAAUAAAACCAGUUUCUACAGCUAGAAGAAGUCUAGUUUUUGUCUCAAGGCCACAGAAUAAGUAUGAAGACAGCUCUUACUGGAAUAUCAGGUGGACUGGUGGUACCACCAUUUGGCAUAAAUGGGAAGUUGAUGAAUUGUUAAAGAAACACUAUCACUUUUUGCAGACUGGUAAUAAUCAGUCUUCAAUAUUCGUACCUCUCUGUGGUAAGAGCAUAGACAUGAAGUGGCUAGCUGAUAAAGGUCAUGCUGUGGUUGGUAUUGAUAUUGUUGAACUAGCUGCUCAACAGUUCUUUACUGAAAGCAAUAUCCCAUUCAAAAAAUAUACAACUGAUGAUUUCUCAGUGUAUGAAUCAACUGAUGACAUGAUGAAGAUCAAGUUCAUUGUAGGAGAUUUGUUUAAGUGUUCAGUUGAGAGGAUUGGAUCAUUUGAUGCUAUCUGGGACUGCAAUUCAAUCAUUGCUAUUAAUCCAGAUGACACAAAAAGAUAUGCAAAGUUGCUUGACUCUCUUCUUAAAUCUUCUGGUCGUAUUCUCCUCUCAACUUAUGAAUUUGAGGAUCUUUCGGGACGCGAUCAACCUCCUCAUAAUCUGCCUCCAGAUGCAGUGAAGGGUUUGUUUGGAGAGAAGUACAGUAUUGCUGUUAAAGAGACUCUAGAUCAUACCGCUCUAUUCUGUAUAAAGUAUCAAAUACCAUGGGCUCAAAGGCAUUUGCUUUAUUUGUCAAAAAAUAAUUGAUUAUCUAAUUUUAA